Messenger RNA from Babesia bigemina, 480 nucleotides. RefSeq lists its product as hypothetical. The transcript has 2 exons. NCBI's taxonomy places the organism in Eukaryota, Apicomplexa, Aconoidasida, Piroplasmida, Babesiidae. The coding region runs from base 1 to 480 and encodes 159 amino acids. The record is from RefSeq and is a predicted model, not a curated record.
AUGAUGCUCCCGGCGCUUGUAAGCAGCUCUCUGAGCGUUGCGAGGCGCGCCGUACCGCGCUUCGGGACCCGCGGUUUCAGCGGCCGCCGGGCCAGGCGCACGGUCAACAGCCAGAUGACUCCGCAGCAGCAGCUUCUCUACCAGCAGAAGCUGAAGGAGAUGCAGCUGGCGCAGAUGCAACCUCCUCGUAAGCAGGGAUUCCUGGACAUCAUAAAGGAAGGCGCGAUGCACGGCAUUGGCUGGGCCUUCGGACAGCGCCUGGUCGACUCCAUCCUGGGCCCGCGCACCAUGAACAUCGGCGGAUUCAACAACUCCAGCAACAGCAACGACCAAGUGGGCGGCGGCAACGAAGGGGACAACAUGCCCUCCGGUUCGUCCGGUUACAUGAACGAUUCCAACGAUGGCUCCUACUUCGACGAGGAAGGUGGAGACAAUUCGGGCUGGAGCUGGGGCAGCGACUGGUUCAACGAUGAGGAGUGA